Messenger RNA from Pogona vitticeps (central bearded dragon), 6880 nucleotides. The record is from RefSeq and is a predicted model, not a curated record. NCBI's taxonomy places the organism in Eukaryota, Metazoa, Chordata, Lepidosauria, Squamata, Agamidae.
GAGUACCACUUUGAAUACACGGAGUGUGAUAGCAGCGGAUCCCGAUGGAGGGUAGCGGUCCCCAAUCCAGAAGAGGAAUGUUCUGGUUUACCUGAUCCUGUCAAAGGAAAAGAGUGCACUUUUUCUUGUGCCGCUGGGGAAUACCUUGAAAUGAAAAACCAGGUCUGCGGUAAAUGUGCUGAAGGGACUUACUCCUUGGGAAGCGGGAUCAAAUUUGAUGAAUGGGAUGACCUGCCUGCAGGAUUCUCUAAUGUAGCAACCUAUAUGGACACAGCUGUUGGCUCAACUGAGGGAAAAGCAGAUAGUUGUGGCAAAUCUACGUGGACCCCACGUGGGAAUUACGUUGAGUCAAACAGGGAUGACUGUACCGUCUCCUUGAUCUACACUGUGCACUUGAAGAAGUCCGGUUCAGUCACCUUUGAGUACCAGUAUAUUGACAACAACAUCUUCUUUGAGUUUUUUAUUCAAAAUGACCAAUGUCAGGAGAUGGAUGCUACAAGUGAUAAGUGGGUGAAACUGACUGAUAAUGGUGAAUGGGGCUCCCAUUUUGUAACACUAAAAUCAGGUACUAAUAUAUUAUACUGGAGAACAACAGGGAUCCUUAUGGGUUCGCAGGUGGUGAAGCCUGUACUAGUUAAAAACAUCACAAUUGAAGGGGUGGCCUAUACCUCUGAAUGCUUUCCCUGCAAACCUGGCACAUUCAGCAACGUAUCGGGGUCUUCCACAUGCCAGGUGUGUCCUCGAAAUACCUACUCGGAAAAAGGUGCUAAGGAAUGCACCAAGUGUGAAGAAGAAACACACUAUGCAGAUGAAGGAUCAAGCCAGUGUAAGGAACGCCUUCCGUGUUCAAACAAAGAUUUUUUCCAGAUCCACACGCCGUGUGAUCAAGAAGGGAAGACUCAGCUCAUGUAUAAAUGGGUAGAACCUAAGAUCUGCAGGGAUGACAUCCCUGAAGCUGUGAAACUGCCCCCUUCGGGAGAGAGGAAAGAGUGUCCACCUUGCAACCCCGGUUUCUACAACAAUGGAUCAUCCUUCUGCACUCCUUGUCCUCUGGGCACAUUUUCUGAUGGCACAAAGGACUGCAAAACCUGCCCUGCGGGUACAGAACCAGUGCUCGGACUGGAGUAUAAAUGGUGGAAUGUGUUACCUCUCAAUAUGAAGACUUCUUGUUUCAAUGUUGGAAAUUCAAAAUGUGAUGGAAUGAAUGGUUGGGAAGUAGCUGGUGAUCAUAUCCGCAGUGGGGCUGGAGGUACAGAUAAUGAUUAUCUGAUUGUAAAUCUUCAUAUACCAGGAUUUAAGCCUCCAACGUCAGUAACAGGGGUAACGGGUUCAGAGCUUGGACGGAUCACUUUUGUUUUUGAGACCAUUUGCUCAGCAGAUUGCGUGCUGUAUUUCAUGGCGGACAUCAAUAAAAAGAACACAAAUGUAGUGGAAUCCUGGAGUGGAAGGAAGGAGAAACAGUCAUACACACACAUAAUCACCAAAAAUGCUUCUUUUACAUUCACUUGGGCCUUUCAAAGAACAAGCCAAGGCCAAGAUAGCAGAAAGCUCAUCAAUGACGUUGCAAAGAUCUACUCAAUAACAGUGACCAAUGCUGUUGAUGGUGUUGCUUCAUCUUGCCGGGCCUGUGCCAUUGGGUCAGAACAGUCUGGCUCUUCUUGCAUCCCCUGCUCAGCUGGCUACUAUGUGGAAAAGGAAACCAACCAGUGCAAAGAAUGUCCUCUGAAUACAUACCUGUCCGUUCAUCAAGUGUAUGGCCAAGAAGCAUGUGUCCCUUGUGGCCCCGGCAGUCAAAGUACCGAGGAUCAUUCUGCUUGCUUUAGUGAUUGCAUGCUCUCAUACAUCAAGGACAAUCAGAGCCUGAACUACGAUUUUACCAGCCUGAGCAGAGUAGGCUCAUUAAUGAAUGGACCAAGCUUUACAGCAAGAGGAACAAAAUUCUUCCAUUUUUUCAACAUCAGCCUGUGCGGGAAUCAAGGGGAAAAAGUAGCAAUCUGUGCAGACAAUAUUACAGAUAUCACACUAAAGGAUAUGGUAGCUGAAUCGGAAGAUUAUUCCAACAUUGUAAGGGCUUUUGUCUGCCAGUCUACUAUCAUUCCUCCUGACAGCAAGGGAUUCCGAACUGCUUUGGCACUUCAGUCCAACAGCCUCGCUGAUAUGUUCCUUGGAGUUACUAUUGAAACAUCACUGGGAAAUAUUAAUGUUAAGCCAGAAUUGUUUGAGCACUCCGAGAACAAAAUACCCGAUGUACAUUUCUAUUACAAGUCUUCAGGAGCUACAGCCACCUGUGAAAAUGGCCGUGCUUCUGUUGUGACAAUGAGAUGUAACCCUGCAAAACCUGGCGAGGGAGAAAUUUCAGUUCCCAGCUCUUGCUCUGCAGGUACCUGUGAUGGGUGUACGUUCUACUUCUUGUGGGAAAGUGCAGAAGCUUGUCCCAUGUGUACAGAACAGGACUAUCAUGAAAUAGAGGGUGCUUGUAAAAAAGGUCACCAGGAAACCUUAUAUGUAUGGAAUGAACCAAAACUGUGUAUAAAAGGGGUCUCCUUGCCUGAGAAAAAGACUGUCAUCUGUGAAACCAUGGAUUUUUGGCUAAAAGUUGGAGCGGGUGUUGGCGCUUUCACAGGAGUCUUGCUAAUUGCAUUGACCUGCUACUUCUGGAAGAAGAAUCAGAAAUUGGAGUAUAAAUAUUCUAAACUGGUGAUGACAGCAAAUUCAAAAGAGUGUGAUCUUCCAGCUGCUGACAGCUGUGCAAUCAUGGAAGGGGAAGAUAACGAAGAGGAAAUCGUAUAUUCAAAUAAACAGUCAUUACUAGGAAAACUCAAAUCACUAGCAACAAAGGAAAAAGAAGACCGCUUUGAAUCUGUUCAGCUGAAAUCCUCAAGGUCUCAAAAUAUAUGAAGACUUAACUCUGCCUUUGGACUGGCAAAACUGAUUUCUAUUUUUAGGGGACCACGUUUCCAACAUGAUCUGGCACUUAUCUGAGCAGCGGUCUCUUGCAAGAAAUGUUGAGCAAGCUAAGAUGGGAGAGAAAGCAGCAGAGAACAACAGAGAAAGUUGCCUUAUGAGACUGAGUAACUUGCCAAAAGAGGGAAGUAAGCAGUUUGGGUUCUAAGCAGGGAGUGGAAGCUCAACUCAGGGAGAGAGGGAGCAUGGGCAGAGAUGGUCCAGGACAUGUUGGUGUCUCAGAUGGAAAAUGUGAAGAGCCCCUCCCAGAGUAGUUACAAAUAUAGUGGGAAACAAAAUAGUUUGACAUUUUGUGCCCUCUAACGCCCUCUGCCCCAUUGUUGGCUAUGUGAGGUGAGUUGCUUCACUCAAUAAAGAGGUCUUGCCUAAUCUGAAGUUUACACUUACCUGUGCAUUGUUUUGGCAUGCCAGAUGCUUUAUUAUCUGUGCCCCUUUAUUUGUGGGUUCUGGAAAAACCAUAGCUGAUUUGUUUCCCCAUUCUUGGAAAGGAAAGCACUUUGUCAUAUAGAUCUGUGAUGUUUUGCAUGAAGUUAGGAAUCCAGUUUCAUCUGCAAAUCUCAGAGGCAAAACUGUCUUAUCAGAGAAACACUGACCAUGUUGUCCAAAGACUAAGAAUGUAAUCUUACAUGUGUUUUCUUAUAAGGAGGUUCCACUGUAUUUAGUUGUGCUGGCUCUUAGUAAGAGUGUUUGGAAUGGCAGUCUAGCUUGCUGUGGUCUACUCAGAGUUUAUUAAAGAUCCAAUUUUUGGAACUACAGAUCCCAGGGUUCUCUAGUCAGUAUGGUUACUGGCCACAAUCCCUGGGAGAUCUUGGCAUUUAUCGUAAAACAAACAAACAAAUAAAAAAAAUCUUUUUAAAGUUCUGGUCUCACUGCAAUAAUCAGUUUUGCCCAGUUGAUACAUGGAAUUAGUGCUGACCAUCUGUUUUAGGGAGCAGUCACUUUAGAGGCAAGUUGCCCUGGGAAGCUCUUUUGUAUGAAUCAGCUCUUCUGCAGGUUAUAUGACAUUUCUUUUAGUUGCACCACAACAAACCCUAGCCCUAAGGAUUUGCAACAAAAUGGCAAAAAUUGCUGUAACUGCAUAUGGGCUUGCUAAAAGGAAUGGGCCUUAAUCUUGCCUCAUUUCAAACGGUGACCACCCAACAAUUCAUAAGAAAUAAAUAGUACCUAGUGAAGUCUAAUAUUCUAAUGCUGAAUAAGGGUGAAAUGGGGAAAGAGAAAAUUUUAGAAUCCUGAAGAGGCAAACGAUUUCCCAUGGUAUAUUUCUACAUGACAAAUGGUUCUGCAAAUUGUUGUUGGACCAAGAAGGGAAAAAUCAAUAGAAAUAUAUUUGGGCCUCUGAGAGACUCUGGUAUGCUUAUAAUUUCAAAAUUACCCUUUUAUGCAUCCAGAAUCACAAGUGGCCAGUAACUUACUUUUGUAGAUAUUUGAUCACUCUCGUAAACAGGUGACCUUUCAAGUUCUGUAGGACUCUUCAGGUUGUGCAAUACAAAAUUGGGGCAGAGAGCAAGGAGAAAGGAAAAAGUCCAAAAAUCAUUCAGCCAGGACCUGUACUUAUAGCUCCAAACUUAGAAUACAAACUUAAAAAAUCAGUUUGAGGUAGGGAUGUGAGUUUCCUAGUUUCUCAACUUUUACACAAGAAAACCCCCAGGCACUUUGAGAUUGUAUAGUCCAUAAACCCAUGGGCUGCAGACCCCAUGAAAGCUUUUUUCAGUCCCAGAAUCAUGUGUUUGCUGUGUGAGUAGCCACAGAAUCAGGACUGCUUACAUUGGAGUGAGGAAACAUGAGUAGACCAGAUAGGGUUGGGGGCAGUAUAUUGCUUAACCCCAAAGCAAAGAGUGAGGCAUAGCAACAUCAUCGCUCUUUUAAUUUCCAGAAUUUCCGAAGUGAAAUAAGUGCUAUUGGCAACAAAUAAAUGUUAGAAAAAACAGUGAAAGGAAUGCUAUUGAUGAGAAAUUAUGUUUUGUAAACUUUUGUAUAAGCUGUGAAAAAAAUCAUGCAUUGGGAAGGUUUUUUUCUUAAAAAUCCCACAUACAUUUAAAAUGUAAGAGUACAGUCUUUGUUAUAAAGCACUGAGACAUAUGCAAUGGAAAUGGUGACAAUGUUAAAUCAAAAUAUUCAAUGAGUGUAAUUUUACAUAGGUUACUUGACCCAUAACUCACCUUCUAAAUAAUACAAAAGCUGAAAUGUUCUGUUUUCUGGUUAUCCUAUACUGUACUCCUAACAUAGGAGACAAACCAUUCAUUUCUUAGUUUUACUUGUUUUAGCAGGGUAGCUGUUUUGGUUUAUCAGUUUAGGUUGCAAAAAUAUGGCUCUUUUUCUGAGUUGUCUUAUGGGUAAUUCAGAAAGGGCAUGCAAUAUUGCUUAUUAUUGAAACAAAUACAUAACAGCACACUUCCCUACAAAUGGAUGUUUAACAAAGCAUCUUAUGCAUGUUUAUUCAGAAGAAAAUAUUUUAGUAGGGUUUGCUUCCCGGUGUCUAGGCAUAUGUUUGCAUCUGUAAGUCUUCUUUCCUAAAGUUUGAUGAUCUCUUAUAAUCUUUUGUAUAUUAGAAAUGCUAUUUUUAUUUGGGGGCUUGCUUUUCUUCACUUGAUAUACAUUCUGUUACAGAUCAGUUCUUUUAGUCACCAUUACAAUUAUUUCUAGGUAGAAUGCCCAAAGGGGUAAUAUUGGCAUGGGAAAGAAUACAAAUUGGUUUUAAAUGGCGAUUUCCAUGGUUCUGUCAUCUGAAAACAUUAUGAAUGGAAUCGUGAAAAUCACUGCUGGUUCAAUGUAACUGUAUCUGUCAGCCUGAGAGCCAAAUUCCCAAUGUAGAAAAAGUUUUGGGGGCACAUUCAAUCAGUGGAUCUCAGGCAAAGGCAGUGUAAAUUGGGAUAGUCUAUAGGACCAUAUCUGGCCCACUGGCCAGAUGCCACUGCUGCUUUAGAUAAGCCUGCCCCAACUUGAGGCCCUCCAGAUGGUGCUGGCCACAGUUGUCUGAAUAAUGGCUAAUGUCUGUUCUUGCUGGAUAUAAUGGGAAUUGUAUCUAACAAGCCUCUAGAGAGAUCCAGAUAGGGGAAGGCUGAUCUGGAUGAACUAGGCAGAACCUAGAGGACUGAAAUGGACAGCUUGCAAGCAGAUCUCAAAUCCUGCUGCUCCGCUCUGAAUCCUCCCUACAGCAUGCAAGCCAGUCCUUGAGGUUUCUUUGCAAGUGGAUCCCAAGCAAAGGCAUUAAUUUAAAAUGAUAUAAGUCUUCAUUCCGGAGACAUGGAUCUUAAAUGUACAGCAUUCCUCAUAAGAAAUUAUGUAUGUUUUCCCCUCCUGGAAAUUAUGGAAUGCUGGUGUUCUUUGUCAGCAUCUUCAAGAGACACAGAAAAAAGCCUCUUUCUUGGAGCGGUGUGUGCAUUCCUCCUUUGCUGCUACAACUCGAAACCAUAGCGGUCUAUGAAAAUGUUUGGGAAACAGCUGACAAAGUUCUACAUACAGUGUUAGCUGCCAAUUUGCUAUUAUUUCCCUCUUACAUCACUGUGACUGAGCUAUUGCAGCAAGGUAGUUUCUUCCCUCCGCUACUGAAUUGGUCUCCCUGCUAUGACCCAGUGCCUUAAAUAUGAAUGAGUUGUCUUUUGUUCAUACCUUUGACUUUAAAAAAGUCAGCAGUUCAUCUUGAUGCCCAUGUGGUUUGCUAUAUUGUAAGACCUUUCCAGUGGUAUACUUGUCAUGUAUUAAGCCCUUGUGGUAAUAAUUACAUUUUAUAGUGUGCUCCAUUUACUAUACUCAAAGCAGAUAAAGUGAUGGAGCCAUCUGCAGAAGCUGCCAGACCAAUGAAGACACUACCACCCUAAUAGUGCCACUUUUCCUUCAGUGAGUCUUCCAUUUCCACACACCCCUUCCUGGUGGCUAACUGUGUCUACAGCAGUGGUUCCCAACCUUGGGUUCCCAU